UGCUGUCAUGGAGCCCUCCGGGGAGCAGCUGCAAAGUUCCGAGGCGCGCAGCUCUUCCGGGGACCCCCGGACCGCGGAGGAGCUGUCGGUCCCCGAGGUCCUCUGCGUGGAGAGCGGCACCUCGGAGGACCGGAUCCCCGACGCUCAGCUCCAGGACGAGCCCCAGUCUCCGCCGAGAGGGGCCGCCCUCCCCGAGCAGGGGUACCUCCGCCCUCGGACGCGCUCCUUCUCUCUGCCCGCCGACCCCAUCCUGCAGGCGGCCCGGCUCCUGCGGCGGCGGCAGCAGGAGGCGGGGCAGGCCGGCUCCGAGGGUGGCGGGCCGGCCGGGGACUGCUGCGCCAAGUGCAAGAAGCGCGUGCAGUUCGCAGACUCCCUGGGGCUGAGCCUGGCCAGCGUGAGGCACUUCAGCGAGGCGGAGGAGCCGCGGGUGCCGCCCGCCGUGCUCUCCCGCCUGCACAGUUUCCCGCUGCGCGCCGGGGACCUGCAGCAGCUGCUGACGGCGGCGGAGGGGCCCUCGCCCCCCCUGGCGCCGCCGCCGCCGCGCGUCCGCCUCCGACCCCUCUUCCGGCUCCCGGGGCCCGGCGCCGCGGAGGAGCGGCUGCGGCGGCAGCGAGUGUGCCUGGAGCGCGUGCGCUGCCCCCAGCCGCCGGGCGCCGACGUGACCGGCUCCGGACGGGUCCUCAGCUCCCCCGGACCCAGGGCGGUGGCGGUGCGCUACACCUUCACGGAGUGGCGCAGCUUUCUGGACGUGCAGGCCGAGCUGCGUCCCGUGUCACCGCCGCCCCCAGGGCUGUCCGGGGACUCUCUGGCAGGGGUUGGGGACCGAGAGGAGGAGCCGGCCACCGAGCGUUUCUGCUUCUCGCUCUGCCUGCCUCCGGGUCUGCAGCCCGGAGAAGGGGAGGACGCCGAGGCGAGGGACGUCGCUAUCCACUUUGCCGUCUGCUACCGCUGCGAACAGGGCGAAUACUGGGACAACAACGACGGAGCCAACUACACCCUGCGCUAUGUGUGUUCCACAGACCCUCUCUGAGGAUGGGAGCCUCGGGACUGGGAAAGAGGCUGACCAGAACCUCCAGCAAAGGCUCUCCUGGGACCCUUAGCCGAGCGUCGCAGAUUUAGCAUUAACCGAGCUUGGAGCGAAAGGAGCCAAGUGUUAAACCAUAAAUUCUGAGCGAAGAUCCACGCACCAGCAGGCGCAGCGGGUCUGGCAAUGUUCUGAACCCCCACUCUUCUCAUCGCUUCCUCUGCACUUUUCUACUCGCCUUCUAGAAUUCUCAGCCUGCAUUGGGAUAAGGAACACCCCAGCUCUCUGAGCUGAGGUUCUCUCUAAGAAAGGGGCUCUGGAACCCCGAGCCAGGAUCUGUGACCUUGGAGAUUUGUUUCUCACUUGAGAUGUCCUUACAGCUUAAUGAAAACCAGCUGAGAAAGGACAAGGCACCCACGUCCACGUGGGAGAGGAAGGUCCUCACACGUGCAACCCUCAGAGCCAGGCUGGAGUCUCAGAAGGCUAGGCGGGUGUCCUUUUAACUGGGCUCCAGAAACACCUGCCCCGACAGGAUGCCAUUUUCUUCUGUGAUUGGAUACAAAUGUUCUUUAAGAAAGUAAAGGCCACGUGAACAUACUUUCGCUCUGUGCUUCAUGUUUUACCUUCUAAGGCUUUGGGGAGGCCGUGGCAACCCGGGGAUGCUCAGCUGACGACCCAGGCGCCAUGACAAGGUUUUUGGACUUGAAACUGAGCUCCUGAGCAGAAGCACCAGGCCCAUCCAGCUCCCUAUGUGGGUAUCAACACAAGAAGCAAUUUUCAUCAAUGGCUCCCUGAAGCUGCAAAGCGCUGCAAAGACUGAAAAAGGAAGAUCUGCUCCAUCUAGACUCUAGAAGUGAACUUUUGGUGGCAUUUCUCAUCUGCCAGCUGCUGACACAGUGACCCCUGGCACCUUCAGAGCAGAGCACACUCUGGAGAGUUGAGAUGGCUUGCUCUAGUGGUUUAGCUCCUCCAACACAUAGCCUGGCUCAAGCUCUACAGUUGGGGCGAUCAGGUAUACAAGACAUACUCUGAGCUCAAGAGCUGCACAGCUCGAUGAAUGAGAACAAAGCGUGACACACAGUGAGCAUUCCAUCGCCACUCAGCAAACACUGUCUCAGAAGCUGGAAUGGCAGCACCUAAGAGGAGAGGCAAAGGGUCCCAGCUCUAAGGUCAAUCAGCACUUUACAGAGAUUUCCAGGUGUGGCGAUCUGGAUGAGGAAUCUCCCCCAUAAGGCUUAUGUAUUUGGGCACUUGAUCCCUAGUUAGUGGCACUGGGAAAGCUUUGGAACCUCAGGAGGUGGAGUCUUGCUGGAAAAAGCAUGUCACUGGCUUUGAGGUUUAAGUUUAAGCCUUGCCUUACUUCCUGCAUGUGGACGAGAACGUAUGUGAUCAGCCAGUGAGCGACCUGACCUGCUCCCUCUCCUGCUGUUAUGGACCCUGCCUCUUUGGAACAUUCCACAGACAGCUCCCAGCACAAAGGAGCCAUAACCUGCCCCCAGUGCUUGACACAGUCCUUGUACCCUCUCUGAGGAAUGCAGGAAAGGAUUCCAAGAAGAGACCUUGUUCAAGAUCCCAGGGGGGAGCAGCCUUACCAGAUCACAGAGGAAGACAAUGCAGCCACUCCUGAUGAGGCCUGAUAGACGAGGAUCAGAAGAAAGGAGAGGAAGACCUCCCCUAUCAGAGGACUUGGGGAGGGGCAUGUGUGGAGAAGGGGGAGAGAAGCAUGACCUGGACCUGAAUGGAGACGCUCUCACUGCACCUGGAAAGGUCUGUGACUCUGAGCCUUACACCCUGACGGCAGAAGUGAUACUGCAUGACACGGGAGGCACUGUGACUUCUGCCUGGCUCUUUCUUGGGAUUCCAGACCUGGGAAGCUGCCAUGCUGUGAGGAAGCCUCAGGCUUGUGUGUUCUGGCUAAAAGCCCUGACUUGGCCCCUAGCUGCCAGCCAGCACCAGCUGCCAGCCAAGUGAAUCCGAGUACUCUGGCGCCCAGCUUUCAGGUCUCCUAGCAGACUCUGCUCACCAUGGAGUAAUAUGUAUUUGUAUUUUAUGCCAUUGUUGUAUUUCUGACCUGCAGAAGUAGAGUGUGGUAUAAAUAAAGACUGUUA
Psammomys obesus (fat sand rat) is the source of this 3132-nucleotide messenger RNA. RefSeq names its product protein phosphatase 1 regulatory subunit 3G (gene Ppp1r3g). The record is from RefSeq and is a predicted model, not a curated record. Gene Ontology annotation, molecular function: glycogen binding; protein phosphatase 1 binding. Gene Ontology annotation, biological process: regulation of glycogen biosynthetic process. Gene Ontology annotation, cellular component: protein phosphatase type 1 complex. The coding region runs from base 8 to 1030 and encodes 340 amino acids. The transcript is spliced from 9 exons. Lineage: Eukaryota; Metazoa; Chordata; Mammalia; Rodentia; Muridae.